AUGAACGGAAGGUCCAAGGAGAUUCCCGUCAAGCAUGACUUGGAAAGGAAAGUCCACGUCUAUGGAGUACGUGCUCCAUACUUUGCAUGUGUAAUGCAGACACCCAGGUCGGACGGCAGCUUAAGAAAGGGGAUGCAAGGAACGAAUAGAAACAUGUCUUGGCCCAGAGAACAAAGAGCAGUGGAUUUUGUAUUGGACUUGCAACGGAUGGUAUCGUACGUAGACGACACGAACAACUUCAAGUGGAGUCAGCAGGCAACUCGUUUUCGAACCACUCGGUUCGGGGCUGUUCUCAUGCGAAAGAUGCAGCCGCACUCCAUACUCUGUACCGAACGACGCCAAAAGACUCGCAGCCGCAAAGCCACGACCGUCUUAUCGGUGCUGUUUGAACAGGGGCUUGUUUCCGUAAGGUACCUACCUUAUGUAUCCGUCCCCCCUCUGAGCUCUCAGACAUCCGCACCAUGCUUUACGGAUAACGAUACGGAUGCUUGCUCUUUGGUUAUUCGAGAAUCAAGACCAACCAGUCCAGUCAGACUUCCUCCAACCCUCCGACGUCAAGAUCAUCCAAAGUCUAAAGUCCCCGAAUCCCAGCCGUUAUCUCGUCCCGACAUCCAGGCACGGACUUCUGUAGCCGGUAAUAUGCGACUGGCGGUCAAGCGUCCGCUCAGACGCCGCCGUCCCGGCUUUGUGAGCCUCCAGCUCGGAAUGGAUCCAUCACGUAUUCGACCUGGAGACAAGACUACUUUGAACCUCACUCGACCCCGCCUAUCGCCGAGGGCUGACAAGGUCUUCCUAGUCAAGACCGCCAUACUGAGUUCGACUGAUUCAGCACAAGAAAACCGACGACUCAGCCAAAGUGCAAAGCCUCCUUUGCUGGACCUACCUAGCACCUUUCAAUCACGAAGUAUCUGGCCGACGGCUUGGGCCGGGGCCAACGUUCAAAAGACAGUUUAAACAAGAUAGGCUCGGACCAGCUAGACAUUCACUCAUUACUGGUCAUAGCAGCAGCUUUCCGAGCGGCGUGCCCACUAUGCACACCCAAGCAGACGGUUCACGGCUCUUAGAACUACGCAAUUCUCUUGGCCGCCAAACUGCUCGCCCGAGUGAGUCCCGACCAUCCACUUAUUCGCGGGGCAGAUCUCGACGCCCAUCUCCACGUCGCCUUUGCGCCCGCUCGGUUCUUUCAUCGAGCGAUGGGGUGAUGGCUUCAUGACAUGGCCGAUGCUCUUGGGGAGAUUCUCGUCAUUUCGAGGCCAUCCCGCCGGGGACGCCAACGGCACGGGGUUUGCGCCUCCAGAGGUCGUCCCCUUCUCGGACCAUCAAGACCAAGCCAGUUCCAGAGAGCUUCGACCUAGAGCCCGAGAUACGUCGGUGCCUUCUGGA
This is a messenger RNA of Colletotrichum acutatum, 1383 nucleotides long. RefSeq lists its product as uncharacterized. The record is from RefSeq and is a predicted model, not a curated record. Bases 1 to 954 code for a protein of 317 amino acids. The transcript has 4 exons. Lineage: Eukaryota; Fungi; Ascomycota; Sordariomycetes; Glomerellales; Glomerellaceae.